CCUACGCUGCGCUGCACUGAGAGAAGGAGCAACGGCUCUCUGAGGCUAUCACGUCACUCUGUGUUUAGGCGUUGAGCAGGAAACAGCCUUUCCUCUUAGAUUGUCGCAGUAGGAACAAACACAAUAUUUUUUCUUUACUCAAUGCACCCCUCGGCACAGAACACGCGGAACCCGACCAGAAGGAAACAUGCCUCCUUCGACAGAGAUAGCUGUUCUGAUCUUCGGUGUCCUGCUUCUGGAAUCACCCUGGAGUAUCCAUGGCCCGCGCUUCGCUCGCGCGCUACAGAUACAACAGGCAUUCGAGUCUCCAAACCAGACCAAUAAUUUCGUGGUUGACCAGGUAUCUACAAAAGUAUACCUGGCCACUGUCAACACCAUCUACCAGCUGAACGGGACCCUGAGUUUAGAGGUGGAGAAGAGGACCGGUCCGGUUGAGGACAACCUGUUGUGCCAUGCGCCACAGUUACCGCAGGCUCCGUGCGAGCAUCCGAAAUCCCUUACUGACAACUUCAACAAGCUGUUGGAGCUGGACAGGGAGCAGGGGGUGCUUCUGGUGUGUGGCUCCGUGUACCAGGGCUUUUGUGAGCUUAGGAGAAUGGAUAACAUAUCGGAGAUAGCGGUGGAGUUCCCCCCUCAGGGAGAGAAAACUGUGUUUCCCAGCAUGCUGAAUAUCGCAGCAAAUCACCCCAAUGCCUCCACCGUGGGGCUGAUCUUCAGGAGCCAUGGAGGGAACACGCGGCUCCUGGUCGGGGCGACCUAUACCGGGGCUGGCACCCCGUUCUUCCCGAAGAACCACAGCAAAGAGGACCUGCGCUUCGAGAACACCCCGGAGAUUGCCAUUCGGUCUCUGAACAUCAAGGACUUAUCCCGGCUUUUCACUUAUGACAUCAACCCGUCUGAGGAUAACGUGUUUAAAAUUAAGCAGGAGGUGAAACCAAAAAACAAACUUAACUUUGUACAUGCAUUUAUACAGAAGACGUAUUCUUACAUUGCGAUCAACAAUGACGCAAAAAUGGGCCAUAAGGAGAGCCAGCCCAAUAGCAUCCUUGCCAGGAUAUGUUUGGACACUGAUAGUACACGCAAACCCACUUCUGGCGCGGAGAGUCGGAAACUUACAGAAUCCUACAUCCAGAUGCCGCUACAAUGUGGAUCUAACGGUAACAUAUAUAACCGGCUUGUGUCCGUCCACCCAGCCGAGAUCAAUACGGACUCCUACCUCUUCGGCGUGUUUGCAAAAGCGGACAGAAAGUCUGCUUUGUGCGCGUUUAGAUUCGCGGACAUCGAGGAGGAGAUCCGACAGGGUCGUAAGAACUGCUCCAACUCCCCCAGCAGCGAUGUGCAGGUGCUGGACAGCGUCAUUCAAGGCUCUGGCGCAGCGUGCAUACAAAAGGGCACUCUAGUUCUGCAGCCGGAGCAGCUUGACUGUGGGGCAGCCCACCUCCAGCACCCCCUGGCCCUACGCAGGCCUCUGAGGGCCACACCUCUUUAUGAGGCCAUAGGGCUCACCUCAGUUGCCGUGGACAAUAUACACAACCACACUGUGGUCUUCCUGGGAACCAGCACUGGACGACUGCGCAAGCUGACCCUCCUAAGGAACCAGACUGUGGCCAAUCAGUGGACACUGAAGCUAAGACCUGGCGAAUCAGUUCACCACAUCAUGACCUUCGACCCCAACGACAGGAACUUCCUUUACGUCAUGACUGCUCACCAUCUGCUGAGGGUGAAGGUGGCGGUGUGUGACCAGUACGGCAGCUGCAGUGACUGUCUGGGAGCCGGAGACGCCCACUGUGGCUGGUGUACACUGGAGAACAGGUGCACCAUCCAGAAGGAGUGUCUCCUGGGCCCGCUGGCUCGCUCCUGGAUCGGAAUGGGCGAGGGAUCCCAGCAGUGCCCCUCCAUGACCCUCACCCCCCCUGAGAUCAGCCUGUCUGCAGACAUCAAGGAUGUAGGGAUUUUGAUCAACGGCAGUGUACCUGAUCUCAUUGGCUCCCGUGUGGAGUGUGAUUAUGGAUUGGGCAUUUCCACGGCAGCCACCGUCCACCUGGAUUAUGGGCCUGCCCAGAUCCAGACCUGCCCCCUCCUCCCCCGUGACAGGUACCCCCACAUCCCCCCUGGCAGAGAUCACCUGACAGUUCACGUGGCAAUAAAAGUGAACGGAACUGCUGUGGUGUCAGGAAGCUUUGUCAUCUAUGACUGUGAGAGGACGGGCAUGAUCCAUGUCAAGACUGCGUGUGGUAGCUGUCUGAGCACCAGAUGGAAGUGUACUGGACCAGCAGAGCCACUCAUGUGUUCCAGUAAAGAGGACUCCACACACACCCUACCUGAGGUCAAACACUGCUUCUGUCCCGGCGUCGUAGCCGCAGAGGUUCCUCCGUCGCCCUCAGUGACCCAGGACUUCAGCCUGUCCCUAAGCAACGUUGAAGAAGGGAUGGAGCUGGAGUGUGACCUGGGGACUAGACAGCGCUACGAGGCCCAGUGCUGGAUAGCUCAACCGGUCAGAUGCAUUGGUGUAACACUGUUCACGGCAGAGAGCAGUCAGGUGUACCAGCUCAGCCUGCGGAGGAAGGGCUACCAGGACAAAUACAUAGACGGCCCUCAACCCAUGAGAGUGGAGGUGUAUAACUGUGGGGUGGGCAGUGCAGACUGCUCCCAGUGUUGGGGCCGGGAGUACCAGGGUCAUCUCUGUGGCUGGUGUGACAACAGCUGCAGGCCCAGGGACGACUGCCAGACUGCCGGAGACCAGUGUCCCGACCCGGAGAUCUACAAGAUCUCCCCCCAGAGUGGUCCGCUGGAGGGGGGCACCCUGCUGACAGUGCAGGGGAAGAACCUGGGACGGAGGGCCGAGGAGGUGAAUGUCUCCAUCGGCUCGUUCCCCUGUGCUCUCCUGGCUGACCGCUACACCGUCUCUACACAGCUGGUGUGUAUGACCAGGACGUCCUCGUAUGAGAUGAAUGAUAAGGUCAGAGUUACUGUGAGACAGAGCGCGAAAGGAGAGUCCAAAGAGCUGUUCUCAUACUUGGUGCCCAAGCUGCUGUCCAUGGAGCCCAGGAAGGGCUCUCGUGCCGGGGGAACCAGGGUGACUAUCAUGGGGGAGCACCUGGACACUGGCUCCCAGGUUCACAUCAGGGUUAACGGUACCCAACAGUGUUCCAUUCUCACCCAAACAGCAGACACCAUUGAGUGCACCAUGCCUGCGGCCGUGCACACACACACCGAGGCGGUGACGGUGUGUGUGGAGUUUGAGGACAUUCCCUGUCAGAACCCUGCCCUCAGCACCAUGUACACCUAUGAGAAGAACCCCAGCAUCAGCUUCGUCAAGCCCAACAAGAGCUACCUCAGCGGGGGUCGAACCAUCACUGUGACGGGGAAGGGCUUUGAUCUGGUGCAAAGUGUAACACUGGAGGUGCUGGAUGUUGGCCAGGCGGCCUGUAAGGUGCGGUCUCCUUCCAUGAUCACAUGCUCCACCCCAGCCUCCAGCCAAUCCCAGAUGGCCACACUGAAGUUCUUCCUGAACAGAGUCCUUUACACAGGAGAUAGCCCUGCCUCCUAUGAUGAAGGGGAGGAAGAGGAGGAGCCUCACGGAGGGCACUUCCUGUUGGAGUACGUGGAGGACCCUCAGUUCUUCACAGCCACAAAAGAGAAGCUGAUCAAACACCACCCCGGGGAGCCACUCACACUCAUCAUCAAUAAAGGGCCAAGCGAUCUGGAACUGGCCCCGGAAGAAUACUCUGUGAUGAUUGGCUGCUAUCCCUGUGACAUCAGCUUCCACAAUGACCAGCUGUUCCACUGCACCAUCAACGGUUCAAUGAGUUCCAGCGAGACAGACCUACCAGUGACAGUACAGGUGGGGAAUUUCCGUCGCAUCAUAGCCAAGGUGCAGCUGGGUGGCAGUGAGCUGGCCAUCACGAUCUCCAUCGUUGUGUGUUGUGUGCUGCUGCUGCUGUGCACUGUGGCUCUGGUGGUGUAUUGUACCAAGAGCCGCAGGGCUGAGCGCUACUGGCAGAAAACCCUGCUGCAGAUGGAGGAGAUGGAGUCUCAGAUCAGAGAGGAGAUCCGCAAAGGCUUUGCGGAGCUGCAGACGGACAUGACAGACCUGACCAAGGAGCUGAACAGCAGCCAGGGCAUCCCCUUCCUGGAGUACAAGCAGUUUGUCACGCGGACCUUCUUCCCCAAGAUGUGUUCGGACUAUGAGAAGAGUCUGGUCCAGCCCGUCUAUGAGACUGACGCCCUCGGCCCCCGAGCGCUCCCUGAGACACACCCCCUUCUUCAGGACUGGCAGCCUUCAAACACAGGCCGGCCUAAUAUGGAGGAGGGCAUCACUCUCUUCUCCACUCUUCUCAACAACAAACACUUUCUAGUCACGUUUGUGCACGCGUUGGAGCAGCAGAAGGACUUUGCUGUGCGUGACAGGUGUAGCCUGGCCUCUCUGCUCACCAUCGCCCUCCAUGGCAAGCUGGAGUACUACACCAGCAUCAUGAAAGACCUGCUGGUGGACCUGAUCGAUGCUUCUGCCUCCAAGAACCCCAAACUGAUGCUGCGUCGCACAGAGUCGGUGGUGGAGAAGAUGCUCACCAACUGGAUGUCCAUCUGCAUGUACAGCUACCUCAAGGAGACUGUGGGCGAGCCCUUCUUCCUGCUGCUGUGUGCCAUCAGGCAGCAGAUCAACAAGGGCUCCAUCGACGCCAUCACAGGGAAGGCCCGCUACACCCUCAACGAGGAGUGGCUGCUCCGGGAGAACAUAGAGGCCAAGCCUCAGAACAUCAACGUGUCGUUCCAAGGCUGUGGCAUGGACUCCAUGUGUGUCCGCGUCAUGAACACAGACACCAUCUGCCAGGUGAAGGAGAAGAUCCUAGAAGCCUUCUACAAAAACCUGCCCUUCUCCCAGUGGCCCCGGGCUGAGGAUGUAGACCUGGAGUUGUUUGCCUCUGGCUGUAACAGCAGAAUCCUGCAGGACCUCGACAACUCCUCCGUGAUGGAAGAUGGCAGGAAAAAGCUCAACACAGUCUGCCACUAUCAGAUCCCUGAGGGGGCGUCGCUGGCCAUGAGCAUGAAGGACAAGAGAGACAACACUCUGGGGAGAGCCAAAGACUUGGACACAGAGAAAUAUGUACAUUUGGUCCUGCCUAAUGAUGAGCCGAUGGAGAACAGGAAGUCCCACAGGCAGAGCCACCGUAAGAAGGUCCUCCCAGAGAUCUACCUGACCCGCCUGCUCUCCACCAAGGGGACUCUGCAGAAGUUCCUAGACGACCUGUUCCAGGCCAUCCUCAGCAUCCCGCCCGAGCGCCCCCCACUGGCCAUCAAAUAUUUCUUUGACUUCCUGGAGGAGCAGGCGGACAAGAGGGGCAUCACAGACCCUGACACCCUGCACAUCUGGAAGACCAACAGUUUACCUCUGCGCUUCUGGGUGAACAUCCUGAAGAACCCCCAGUUUGUGUUUGACAUCGACAAGACGGACCACAUGGACGCCUGUCUGUCUGUCAUCGCCCAGGCCUUCAUAGACGCCUGCUCUGUUUCAGACCUGCAGCUGGGCAAGGACUCUCCCACCAACAAGCUGCUGUAUGCCAAGGAGAUCCCAGAGUACAAGAAGAGGGUGCAGUGCUACUACCGGCAGAUACAGGAGAUGGCGCCACUGAGUGAGCAGGAGAUGAAUGCACACCUGGCCGAGGAGUCACGGAAAUACAGAAACGACUUCAACACCAACUUGGCUUUGACAGAGAUCUACAAAUAUGCCAAGAAAUACAGACACCAGGUGGUGAUUGCGCUGGAGUCGAACCCAACUGCCCGCCGCACUCAGCUGCACCACAAGUUUGAGCAGGUCAUAGCUCUGGUGGAGGACAACAUCUACGAGUGCAGCAGUGAGGCUUGAGUCUCCCUCCAUACGGCCCUCUCUCCUCCACAUCCAUCCCUCCUGCCACCCCCUGUCUGGGCCUCAGAAGCCAGGAAACCCCCAGGUCUAUUUACUAUACCCUGGACUGGGAGAGAUGGCAGGUAGAACUUCAACACUGGCAGACAUCCUGGAGUGGGAGCACUAUGCUGUAGGAUGAGAUAUUGCCUGAGGAAGGAUUUGUCCUGAGUCAGAGUGGAGAGGGGCCAGCUUCUUGAUGACAUCACUGUCGUGAGGACCUGGAGUCCUAGCAGCCAUCUUAUGCACUGAGCCCCGUAUUUGGGAACGAGCCAUUGAUGCACUGUACUGUAUGAUAAUGUCCAUAGCAAUAUUUAUAGAUGUGUUCUAAUGUUUCCCAUGGCCCAUUCAUCAGUAUGAUUAUGAAUGAGAAUGACACGCUCCUCCAAUGCAGCCUGUGCUGUUCUCAGGUCUGAUCGGUGGACAAAUGGCUCCAUGUUGCUUUGAACUACAAAGUCCCAUUGGGGUUUCCAGGGUGACGAUGGGUUAAGGAGAGAAGAGCAUUAGAUUGAAAGAAUUUAUUUAGAUAAUGACUGGACUCUUGACUAAGAUAUCGUUGACUGGGGAGAAUUGCAUUGUAUGUUUGAAGAGCUUUUUUUAUUUGUAUAUGUAUGAAAACAAAAUAAGUGGGACAUUUAAGACCACCUAAUCCAAUAGCGAAUGUUCUGACAUUACUGUAUUUGUGAUGCCAAAUAAUGUGUCAGGUUUGUGAAAAUAAAAUGUUCUGCACCAA
Messenger RNA from Osmerus eperlanus (European smelt), 6635 nucleotides. RefSeq names its product plexin D1 (gene plxnd1). Gene Ontology annotation, biological process: endothelial cell migration; negative regulation of cell adhesion; regulation of cell migration. The record is from RefSeq and is a predicted model, not a curated record. NCBI's taxonomy places the organism in Eukaryota, Metazoa, Chordata, Actinopteri, Osmeriformes, Osmeridae. Gene Ontology annotation, cellular component: semaphorin receptor complex; plasma membrane. Gene Ontology annotation, molecular function: protein binding; semaphorin receptor activity.